CUUCUGCUUGGCGCCCCUCGGCCUCUCCAUCUGCUCUGGUCUGAUCCUCUUCCAUGGGUUAUUCCUUUUACUCGCGAAUCCAUCCCAUUCAUCCAUUCAUGUACCCACCUAUUUAGAUAUCAAUCAAAUCUUUGAUAUCAUACAAUCGAUAUGGAUCUCCCCAUGGACGCAUCAUAGUCAAAGUUAUCGGAAAAUGCUCCUCAUCCAACCACAUGCCUUCCACGCUAGGAGAGCUGACCCUCUCGAUAGUCUUUAACAUUCUCCUCCACCUUGGCAGUCAACCUAGAUCUGAGAAUGCCAUCUACUAUAUCUAAUUCAUCUCGAAACCGCAAGGACUCACAUACGCGUCCUCGUGUUUCUUUGUCGGAGCCGAAAAUCACCAACACGAGCCUCCCAGACUCCCGAAAACACUCUUCUGAGUCCUCCACUGUACCUCAGAACUCCUUAUUUGUCGUGGAUCUUUCUGGAGAUAGGCGUAACCUGCAGUAUGGGGAACCAGAUCGAUAUGCAACUCCCCGAUAUCGCCUAGCCGGCAGAGGUGCUUCCAUUGGUCUUGAUCGCAGCCAUCGCACUGUCGGCUCCACCGAUGCUAGAUUUCGUAAAAUACAGAAUGUCGAGCUUGACCUGGGCCAGAGGUCUUCCAAACACUCUCUAUUGUCUACAUUGCCCUCGGAACCACCAUACCAGAUCAGGAAUCAAUCUAACCCCACAGAUGAUCUGAAUCGAGAUUUCAUUGCCCUGCAACACCUCCCGCCCACCAAGAAGCGACGCCUGGUGUUGGGAGGGCUGGAUGACCCUCAUUCCACUGAUGAUGAGUCCGACGAAUCAGAGACCAUUGAACAAGAUGAUUUAGAUACCAAAUUUGAGACGUUCAAGAACGAUCCGGUGCAUCAAGAACACAUGCGCCUCUCACAAGCAACUAAAGACCACCCGCAAGAUGCCGAAGCCUGGCUGAAACUUAUCGAGUACCAAGAUCUCGCGUAUGAUGCCACGAAUGGCCCCCAGGAAUCACCUGCUCUAUCCACCAAUGGCUUGAUAGACCUCAAGAUUUCGCUGUAUGAGCAGGCUCUGGCACGGGUCAAGGACAGAACGUCAAGGGAAAUCCUCAUCACCGGCCUGAUGCACCAAGGCAGCAGGAUUUGGGACUUACAGAAACAGAGGUCUCAGUGGCAAGCCUACUUGAAUCAGGAUUCUUCUUUUGAUCUCUGGGUCAUGUAUCUGAAUUUCGUACAGACCACUUCUGUUGGCUACUCUACCCAGGAAUGCUUGAAGGUUUACAGGCGCUGCUCAUCCCUCUUCAGUCUGCACCCCGCAGCUGCAGAUCGAGACAAUCAGCUGAUUUAUCUUGUCCUGCGUACAUCUCUCCUGCUAUGGGAAACCGAUCAUACCGAACUGGCCAUCGGCUUAUGGCAGGCACUCUUGGAGUUCGCGUUUUUCCGACCUCCCGAUCUGACAUCUGACCAUAUCAUGUCCUCCUUCGAGGAAUUCUGGCACCGCGAGACCCCACGCAUUGGCGAAGAGGGUGCAAUGGGAUGGAGCUCCGAUAGCAGGGUACAGGUCAAUGCUCGAUCUGACCUCAAGCCAGGUAUCAUGACCAGUCCUCCGAUCCAGAGUUGGGCAUCAAUCGAAAUGGCCUUGUCUCAGAAUGCUGGGCUCCCAGCUAGGUCACUGGAUGAGGUUGACGAGGCUGAUCCCUACCGCGUUGUUCUCUUCUCCGACAUAUCCCCUCACCUUUUUUGCCCAACCACUGACGAGGGCCUCUCGUUACUAUUGGACGCGUUCUUGGUCUUUGCCGGCCUAGAUCCUGUUGCAUCCCUGCUCAAGUCGCAAGGCUGGCAGCGAGAUCCCUUCCUUUCCACUCGGUCGGCCCACUCCCAGCAACUCGUCAGUCCACCAGAGAUUCCGCUGCAGGAGAACUUGGCCAAUCGCCUAUCAAUGUCACAACGACCUGCCGACAUGUAUUCCGCAAUGGUCUGUCGGGUGCUUAGCCAACUAGCUCUGUCCAGAUCUUCCGCCCUCAACACAAAGUCCUUGAUGCGCUAUAUCAUUCAGCUCGAGUCGCGUCAGGACCUUGGAGCUUCACGAAAGAUGGCAAAGACCUUCUUGAAGCAUAGUUCUAGCAGUCUGACUCUGUACAACUCAUUCGCUGUGCUUGAGUGCCGGCUUGGCAAUUUUGAGGCUGCAGAAAAGGUAUGGUCUACAGUAUUUUCGAUGCGAGACUCUUUGGAAGAGGAGGACACUUGCUCAAUCUUUCAUGUGUGGCGAGACUGGAUUUGGUCUUGCAUGGUCCAGAAAUUGUUUCAACGAGCAAACAAGUUGUUGUCGAUGAUACCCGAUCUGCAUUUCAACUUCUCAGAGCUCGAUCAGUCUCGUCUGUCACCCACAGCCGCAGCACAAAUCAAGUCUGACCGAUAUCUCCAAGCCGAAAUUGACUCUCAAACUCACCAGGAUCGUCCCAUGAAACUAGAACCAUUGAUCGAUCUAUCGGUGUUUUCCCAGUAUUUGAGCGCGGGGAUGGACCUGUCAGUGGCUAUUAGGUCAUAUCAGGAUAACCUCGAGAAACUGUCCCGGGCAACUCCAAGACAGCCGCUCAGCGCCUUUGAAGCGAUCCACAUAAGGCGUGCACAAUUUCUACAUACCCAUGCAACGACUUUUGGCUUGGCAUAUAAGCCCAGAGAAAUUGUCAAGGUUCUGACAGAAUCCGUGGACCAAUUUCCAGAGAACCUGGAUCUGGUAAAAUUCCAACAUAUUUACUGUCAGCAAGCCGGGAUAGUCGAUCGCCUGCGCGAGGUUGGCUCGAUCGCCCAAGCGCGCACGACACCAAGCAACGCUGCAAUCAGUUUGUUCAAAGCCGCCAUAGAGCUGGGCCGUCCAGCGUACUCUGGGAGUACAGACCACAGUAUUCGUGCUACCUUCCGAAGGCUCACUGCGCCAGGCGAGAGCGGUGCUCAUUUUGUGAACAUCUGGCGGACUUUUGUCCUGUGGGAGGCCUCAGUGGCCCGAAGCUUUAUUCAAGAUUCGGCCAGAGGAAAGGAGGGAGACUCAGGCGUGCAGGAUAGGUUGAAGCGGGUCAAGGAUACAUUCUACAUGUCACUUGGAGCUUGUCCGUGGUCGAAGGAGCUCUACAUGCUUGCCUUCACUGACAAUAUCGUGAGGCGGGCCCUUGGUGAAGUCGCGCUCAAGGAGGUUUAUCUCAGCAUGUCAGAUAGAGGGUUAAGACUGCGAAUGGAUAUUAGCGAGGACUUAAUCUGAUGCUU
Molecule: messenger RNA, 3257 nt
Organism: Exophiala mesophila
Lineage: Eukaryota; Fungi; Ascomycota; Eurotiomycetes; Chaetothyriales; Herpotrichiellaceae
Exons: 1
Coding region: 295-3252 (985 amino acids)
Biological process (GO): negative regulation of RNA catabolic process; regulatory ncRNA-mediated post-transcriptional gene silencing
Cellular component (GO): catalytic step 2 spliceosome
Source: RefSeq, a predicted model, not a curated record